UGACUGUUGAGUAAUCUACACGAAAGCGAUGGGUUCUCAAAUAACAAUCAUUUUUUUCCUCACAAUAAUAAUUUCAAUAUUGUUGAGCUCAACGAAGGCCUCAUUAUGCCAACAAACUGUUGAAUAUAUCGAUGGAAAAUUACGUAACAGUAAAGUAGAGAUUGCGAAAACUUUUAUGCACGAUCCUGACUCAGUUACAACCGUGAAGUAUCGCAUAGAAUGGAAGAGUCUGUGGACUCAAGAUUUGGACUCCCAGGCUCUGACCAUCAGUCUCUCAGGCGAAAUGUUUGUUUUGACGGAGAGUGACCAAGUGUUGCCGAUCGGGAUCGACUUGAAUCGCCCUGAACUACUCCCCAAGACGAACCGCCUUCACGAGGUCUCGACCCUGCGCUCGGGAGCCCCAAUGAAAUUUCUAAAAAGCAUCAUCUGGAGGGGAACGACUUACCUCCUAAUCUGUUAUGACUCAGACUUCUGCAACAUAUACACAAGCACAUAUACCCAAGAAACCCCAGAAUUUCACCAUCAGCAGAGGACACGACACGAGAUUGGCAGACCCACAGACGCCAAUUUCUUCAUCGACAACAAUCAAUUGUACCUGGUGAUUGCAACUAAUCUCAAGGCCUACCCAUCCUCUUCAGUGAUCUACCGUUGGACAGGAACAUACAUGGACGUAAUCGCCAGAGUUUCCCUGAAGUCUGUCAUUUCUGUCGUCACUUUUAGCCACAAAAAUUCAAGAGUCCUCAUCUUCAGCCAAAGCGAUGAGCAAUCGUACAUGGGAUCUCAAAUUUACAAAUUAAUCAUCGACGAAGCGAGUGGCCAGGGAGUCCUGGAGGUCACCCAGUUUCUCCCGACAAAUCGACCGGUCGCAAUGCGUCUCUACCCCAAUAACGGUUGCACCUUCCUUCUGGUGGUGAACGAGGUCGGACCAAGUCAGGUCUUCUGGUGGGACGGUACAGAGUUCCUCCCUUGGAUGCAAGUGGAGAACCUCCACGGUAACAGUCUUCUGAAUUCUGUCCAAAUGGGCAACAACACCUUCUUCUUCAUUGCUCAGGGGAAUUUCCUGAGUUUAUACAAAGCCACGAGCAUGCAGUAUGAGCUGUUAGACGUACGCCAGUUUCCCGAUGUCAUUAGGAUCAUUGAUAUAGGCGUGUGGACUGAUGGAAACGUUAUUUCGGUCAUUCUAAUAUCUGACAUAGGUUCCAAUCGCUACAGAGUUGAGCCACUGCAGUACUUGGUGAAUGAAAUGAAAAAGGGAGAGGCCCAUACGAAGAUCAUUGAGGACAAAUCUGACGCCACUGAGACUUGUUUGAAUAGACUGGGGGAAAAAUUGCAGAAGAGGAUGGAGGAUGUUGAGGACAGCAGAGCCAUGUGGGAGCACCUGCAUUCAGCUUCGAAAAAUCUUGUAAUCGAUACACUUGAAGCAGACGUCAUCCUCAGAUCAUUCCAAGGAUCUACAGUCAUCGAAAAUAUCGGAAUCAUCAGUAACACGAGCGAAGAGAUCAUCCCACCUAAAAAAUUAGCGAUUUUGAUGGAGGAUUUAGGAUCUGAAAUCGUAAAAUCGUUGAAUAAGUCACAGCAUUUGCUCAGAAUUGAUGAAAGCACGAAGACAUUAGUUCUUCCAUCGUUACAUAUCACCAAUGAGGCAAGUUUCGGCGAUUUAGACGCACCUGCACUGCAGACUAAUCUGAUAAACGAUGAGGGUCCUAAUGAGCAUUUCCAUAAUGAGAGAGACCAACUGUUCAACGAAACCUUGCGAGGGAGUAAUUUAACGAUCCAUAAUCUAGAAGUGGAAUCCUUGUGUGGAAUUCCUAGAAAUUUCUGGCUCCUGAAGAACGAAUUCAAGAUGACGCCAUUGAAGCCCCUUUUCGGAUCGGCGGGCUCGCAGAUUCAAGUCGAUAUUAAAAACGAUACGGUCUUCAUGAAUUCUAACAUUUUCCUGCCGAAUUUUUACACUAGCGUCUUGAAUUCCGUGAAUCUAUCAGACUUCCUGGAUAAUUGUUUUAGGCCUGGGAAAAAUCAAGUCAUCAAUUCUGACGUAGUUUUUGAGCAUUUGAUUGUUGAUAAUUUGAGCCUUCAGAAAUUGAGGGGAAUUCCAGCAGAAAAUUUAUUGACAACCACGACAGAUCAAGACGUGGAAGACUCAGUGUACAUUGAUUCCCUGGACGUCCAGCAUAUUUAUGUCAAUAAAAUCAACGGGAUUAGUCCCACAGAGGCGGCCAGAGUCUCGGAAGAAAAUAUUAUUAAGGGUAAACUCAUCGUAAAUAAUUUGAAGAUCACAGAUGAGUUGAUUGUCGACGAAGAAUGCGAUUUAUUCAAGAAGCCUGAGCACGUCCAGGUGUAUGAGAACGUAACGAUAAUUGGAAGCGUUGGAAUACGACGACUGCAGCUGGUGAAUCGAGCGAAUAUUCAACUUGGGGGUUUGAAGAUUCUCGGAAGUGAUGUGGACAAUCUGAUCGAUACGUGCUGGACGAAGUCUACUAAUCAAACGAUCACUGCUCCAAGGAUCACCUUUGAAAAUGGCUUAACAAUCGAUGAGUUGAACACAGAGUACUUGAAUGGCAUGCGAAAGGGCGAAUAUCUCUACACGACAGUUCAAAGUAUACCAGCGGAGUUUGGUGGCCUUCAUUUCGAAGAUUUCGUUGUAAAUGGCAGUGUUCUCCGUGAUAAUCAGACUGGGGAUUUCGUCGAAAUCACUGAUGACACUUUGGUAUUCAAUGAGAGGAUUUUCUUCGAGGAAUUGGCUGCUUCAAACAUCUUCACAACAGAGUACAACGGAAUUCCCAUUCACGAGAUAAUGAAUGACAGCAGAAACCCUAACGACUCUAUACACGCUUCUCUUCCAGACGACUUCGAAUUUCACAAAGUUGUUGUGAAUGAUGAUCUACGCGUCACUGAUCUUCACUUCGAAGCCCUGAAUGAUCGAGAUGUUUCGACUUUCCUCUUUGUCGAUCAAAAUCAUAAAGUGGAGAAUGUGAAGACAACUAAGUUGAGAGUAGCUGAAUUUCGUUCGGCAUCUCCUAGUGCUAAAGUUGCAAGAGCUGCGGGUGAGUUCAUCCCCCCUACAAAGAUGAAUAUAAUCAUCCAAGGACAACUGAUUGUCGAGGAGAAUUUACGUAUAGAGGAAUCCAUAAACGAUCAGAACGUAGGGGACUAUUUUGAUCAAUUAUCUAAGCUAGAUAUUCAAGUUUAUGAUCCGUAUUUCGUUCUGGACGAAGUUAAUGUCUCGCAAGACGUCGCAAUUCGCCGUCUCCACAGCAUCGACUUUGAUAAAUUCGUGGAGAAUAUUUUUUCAAAGACCAGGGGGCAAACUCUAGUUGGAACCAAGACGUUUCAUCGAGUGAUUGUCAGCAAUAUUGAUGCUAGUGUUAUCAAUGAUAAUAAAAUAGAGGGAAUGUAUUUUGUCAGUGAUCCUUUAGUUUUCGAGGGUAACGUCACCUUUACAGACCUUUCCGCCGAUGUGGCUGCAGAGACUGUCAAUACCAUUGACACCAACUGGAUUCAGAAGGAUCUGUCCUACAUAUUCUCCAGGAACAUCACUCAUAUGACAUUAACUGGAACAAUCACUUGGGAAAACUCAAAAACCCAAAGGAUUCUCUCCGACAUAAUUGAGCAUGCAGUCAGGAUUGAUAACGACGAAAUCAUCGAAACUCCUGUCGAUUUAUCAGCGAUCGAAAACGUGGAGAUAUCAUCGCUCUAUUCGGAUCAGUCUUCUUUCUCGAAGAUUCAGGGGAUCAUCGAGGACGCUCUGCUCGCCAGCAACAAUUCUGCGAUUGGAUUCAGCGGAAUAAAAACAUUCUUGAGUGAUGUAGAAGUGAGGGAACUUGUCGUUGAUAUCCUGGAGAUGGAUCGACUGGAGACGACGACAGUCAGAGAUCUCAAUGCCUCGAUAGUUAGAAAAUUCGAGGACAUCAAAAUGAUCGAUGGGACUUGUACGUUCAGCGAUGAAAUACGAGUAGUUCAUUUGGAGACUCCACAGCUUGGUCCAGGAAUGCCGAACAUUUCAUCUUUCUUCGUCGCAUCCGAAGGCGAAGAUGAUUAUUGUCCGAAUGGAAGCCACUUCAAGGACUUGGUGAUCAAACGAGCUGUGGAAGUCCUCUCUCUGGAUGGAGUUAACAUCGACCUGUUUUUAAAGGAACGAGUAACGCUGGCUGGAAAUCACGUCAUUCCAUCGAACGUCCGCUUCAACGGUCACAUUCACGUCCUGGGAAAUGUCGAAGUUGAGACUGGAGUCAAUGGAAUUGAUCUCAGGGAUAUUAUCCUGAAAGAUUCACCAGAACCACAGAUAAUCGAGGGUACAAAGACCUUUCGGGAGGAUUUAGUAGUCGAGCUGGAUGUGGCAGCUCCAUUAUUCAAUGGAGUGAACAUCUCUGAGGCUUACAAUAACGGGGUCUUAAACGACGAGUCAGCACUCAUCAGGGGAAACAUAAUCAUCGAGGGGAACAUCGAGUUGUUGCAAAAUACUACGGUUUCGGGUGGAAUCAACGGACUGCAGUUGAGCUCGGUCCUUCGGACUUUUGAUGACACUGCAGAUCAGUAUUUGAGGAUGGCUGAGGGGAACAUCACAGCAAUAGACGCUUUAAUUGCAAACUCAAUCAGAAUCGUGACUGCUGGACAUCUUCCACACGUGUUUUAUUAUUUCGAACUUCAGCAGCAGUUUGAAACCUCUCACAUUGGCAGUGUCAACAGGGUCAUCCCAACUGUAAUUGAUAAUACGACGAGGCUCAAUGUUUAUGCAGUGCAAUCAGGGGAGCAUUGCCCAAGAUUACCCGAGGGCUGUCCCUGCAGAACUCAGUAUAUCAUCGAAUUAUCGGAGAAUGGAUUUGUAUCGAGAAAAGAGGAAGAUUCGUGGGUGGUCUUCAACUUUCCGGAGACUAAUAAUCUGUUCACCAUCAGCAUCGUCACCAGCACAAUCUCCAGCUCCUCGGAAUGUAGGUCGACCCAGAAGAGCGAUGAGUUCACUGCGAUUAACUGGAUGGCACGAAAUAAUUCUAGUGUUUAUGGGAAUUUCACGCAUUAUCCUGAGAAAAUUCCUGGCUACCUCAGUGAUGCGCAGGUCUUUGUGCAUGGGGAGGCUGCUUAUAUCGUUCUGGUUAUGUCUUAUGAUGUGGAGAAAAACACACGGGAAGUUGAUUCGCUGAUUUACAAGCUGGACUUGCGGAGAAAUGAGCUGAAUCUGGAGCUGAAGGUUUCUACGGUCGGUGCAACUGCUGUUGAGGUAUUCAAGAUCCCUGAGAGGGGCUCUCACAUUUUAAUCGCUGCUGGCCAGCCGGAAAACCCCUGGGAGACGGCGAAGUCUCUUCUUUACAGGAUCAAGCCGGGGGAGAAUGAGUUUGAGUUGCUCAGAAGUUUCUACUCUGGUGGAACGAGAAGAGUUGAGAGUCUUGCCCAUCGACACCAAGACUUUGUGCUCGUGGAUGACAUCCAGACGAACGCUAUUCAUAUUUACAAUUACAAGGACAGUUUCGAUAAUUUCUAUCUUUAUCAGAGUCUCUAUUUCGAUUGUAGAAUUAGGGAUGUUGAGGUUUAUUAUUCGGGAGAGUUCAGGUGGGGGGAUGCUUAUAUAUUGGUCACGACUGAGGACGGUAGGUUCUUCUUGUAUCAAUAUAUGAUGGUCGGCAAAUUUGAGAAGAGGAUGAGUAAAUGGCUGCAGGGAAUCCUCUCUGUUACUCCCUUUCAUUUGCCCGAGGCGCAGUAUCUCCUGGUGACCACGCGUGAUAAUAGCACUGUUUAUAGGUGUAUUUCACAGGGAUCUCGUUAAUUGCUCGUAUAUUUUGUUUAUUAUAAAGUAGUACGUACGAAAAAAUCUGGCGCUUUCCGCAAGAAAUUCUGUUCAAUUUCUAUCUGGAAUUCUAUUGUGUUUCUAUUAGAAUUCGAUUUGAAACAUCUCUUUGGUUUUUGCGUCAGUUCUCUUGAAGAUUAUACAAAUUUACAUGAGUGAUAUUUUUUCAAGAAAUGUUUGAUAGAAAAAACUCAAUAGGUUUUGAAUUUUCAAAAAUUCCAAAAUUCUUGGGCAUAAUUUUCCCAAGUUUUUUCCCUUGUAUUUUUAUUCUUAUUUCAUUGAAAAAUCCAUAUCCAAGAAUUCUUAGUGGAAAAGUUCCAUUAAAGUGUGUUUUAUAAUUUCUAAUAGAAUUGGCGCAAAAAAAAAGAUUUUAUCAACAGAAUUCGAAACGAAUUAUUCAACAGUACUUCUUGAAGAAAGCGCAAGAUUUUCCACUUAAUUUUUUCAUACCUGAGAAUUCUUGUUGAGAUUUCGGGAAGGAGACAAGUCGAAAAAUUACGUGCUGAUUGAAUUAUAGAAUAUUCAAGAAUGAUCUUGUGAUAAAUGUCGCAAACAAAUUCCGGAGAUAUUCUGAAAAUGACCUACAUGUGAUGUACUUCAUUUCGAAAAAGUUAUUUAUAUUACAAUAGAAUAAGUGUCGUUAAUGAAAAAACGUAUGAAAAAAUUUCAUAGAAAAACUUACCGAAUUUCAUUAGAAAAUUCUAUUGAGAUUCUAUUAAAA
Diachasma alloeum is the source of this 6500-nucleotide messenger RNA. RefSeq lists its product as uncharacterized. Gene Ontology annotation, cellular component: cell surface. The record is from RefSeq and is a predicted model, not a curated record. The transcript is spliced from 3 exons. Lineage: Eukaryota; Metazoa; Arthropoda; Insecta; Hymenoptera; Braconidae. Bases 29 to 5758 code for a protein of 1909 amino acids. Gene Ontology annotation, molecular function: heparin binding.